This is a messenger RNA of Plasmodium gonderi, 540 nucleotides long. RefSeq lists its product as hypothetical. Bases 1 to 540 code for a protein of 179 amino acids. The record is from RefSeq and is a predicted model, not a curated record. NCBI's taxonomy places the organism in Eukaryota, Apicomplexa, Aconoidasida, Haemosporida, Plasmodiidae. The transcript has a single exon.
AUGAAUGAAUUUUGUGUUAUAAGAAACGAUGAUGAAGGAAUAUAUUUUGCAAGUAACUCUAAAGAUUUUACAGGUUCAGAUAAAUCAACAAAAAUAUGUACACAAGAGGAAUCCAACAAUGAUGAUAUAAUUAUUUUUAACAAUUUUGAUGGAAUUCGUGAGGAGAAGGAAUUAAAUGAAAAUAUUAUUUGUGUAUAUGGAAAUACUUUUAAAAAAACCCAAAGAAUUAUUAAUGAUGAAGGAUACGUUGUGAAUGAAAGAUGUAAGUCUGCUUAUAUUCUCAAAAUUAAUGAAAUUAAUUUAAAAUACAUUCUUCGAGUUACGGCUGAUUGUUGCUCAUUUUUGUGUGCUGUUGGAAUUUGGGGAAUUUUAGAGGAUAUUUUACGUAUACUAUCAAAUGAGAAUUUUUAUGCUAAACUUUACUAUUAUAUAAUUUUCACUAUUCUUUUUAUGUCCUUCACGUGCUCAUUUAAUUUAUACCUUUCAAAGAGUGAACAAAGAAGUGGAUACAAUUGUGAAGACAUGGAAAGUCACGUAUGA